AUGGAAACUGGUCGUUCGCGGCACAUGGUGCCAACGCAACAGACCCAGGAAGAUGCGGCGGAACACCUCCCCAACGCGCGCGAAAUCGAGGCCUUUAGUGACGCCGAGCUCACCAAACAUCUAUGGGAUAACUCGCGGUGCGUGACGGUUCGGGAUCCCGAAAACAUAUCCGAAAGCUUUCUGGAGAGACUUAGGGAAAUGGUCCGUUCGCACAAUGUGCCCCACUCCGCCGUCGUCGACCUCAACGGCGUCAAUGCCAAGCUGCUAGCCACGGAGCCCAAGGGCCGAGAGGUCUCUCCGGCGUCGUCGGACCGAGUUACGGAGAUUCUGGACGACACGGAAGAUGGAGAGGUUUCAAGCCAUCGUGAUCUAGUUGGUGCUGGAGGACGACCCGCCUACCCGAUCCAACUUCUUGACCAAGUCUGGGAAAAUCCUCGGGCAUACAGAGACAUUCUUUCACUCUUUUGCUUCAGUGAAUACGAAUGGGAGAACCCUACUAUUUUUGCCUGGCAAAAGUCAAGAUGGGAUCUCUUCCGAGCCUGGCAGAAGGAUGCUCGGACCGGCCGGAUCUGCACGGGCGGAACGUCUCAAGCCGCCGUCAAACUCAUCCAAAGCACUCGUGCUGGCGACCGCGGCCUGGCCUCCUAUGUCGAGUCCGUGCGCACAAACGCCUUGGUUCCACUUCGCCUCCAAACCGAUCUCAUCGCAGAGUUCGAUCCGACCCAAGAUCCUAUAAUACAGAAUGCUCUCACAACCUGGCUAGAAUAUGUCGCCUACCGAUAUAUUCAGACCAAAUGUGAAUCGAACAGCGCUGCGCACCACAAAAAACACUUACAAAAGACCUGGGAGGAGCUUGUUAGCAUGGAACUCUUGACACCGUCUGAGCUCGAGAAGGGCAUUGUUCGUUUAAAUUCGUCGUCGUGGGACGCCGCCAGCGAGACUCCGGAGCGGGUCAAGCUGCGGCUUGGUGGAAUCCGUCGCUACACCUGUUCAAGCAUGAGCCUUCGCUGGGCCGAAAAUGCUCUGGAAAGGGACGCUGCCGAGCUCUCCUGGGCUUUAAGACAAUUGCCCCUUGUGCAGGCCGAGGCCGAGGAACACCAGCGCCGAAAGGAGUUGGAUACAAAACACGCGACUAAAUAUUGCCCCAUACAGAAAGAUACUAGGAUCAUGGCAGAAGCGCAGAAAACCUCAGAUUCACUCCGCCGGAGCCCACGGAUUGCUGCCAAACAGGCUCAAAAGGCUGCCACGGUCAACCUGCCAACUGUCCCAGAGAGACAACAAACCGUUUCUAUUCCUCGCAAACGCUUGAGACAAACAAAUGCGCCGUGCACUGUUUUUCAGGAGGAAGCGAGAGAUAACAUUUCCAGCCGACGUCGGAACCAGGCACGGCCAGCGGAUUCCGUCCGAGGACCAGAACAGGAUGUUGCUCCACGGAAAAGGCGCAAAGUACAAGGUUACGUACCAAAAAGACCCAGCAACGCGACUUUAGGAAGCCCCUCCGCACCCCCACUUGACAAGCCAUAG
Molecule: messenger RNA, 1524 nt
Organism: Pyricularia pennisetigena
Lineage: Eukaryota; Fungi; Ascomycota; Sordariomycetes; Magnaporthales; Pyriculariaceae
Exons: 1
Coding region: 1-1524 (507 amino acids)
Source: RefSeq, a predicted model, not a curated record